UUUCUCUCUCUCUCUCUCUCCUUUUUCCGGGUGCUGCUGCCCUCCGAGAUCUUCCCGCCGAGCCCAGGCGCGGGGCAUGAAGAGCCCCUGGGUAUCGCCUGCAGACAACCCGACCGCGCGCACACCUCGCCAGCCGUUGACGGGGACAUGAGCGGCAUGAUCGGUCUCUGGUGCCCGGGCGCCAGCCUUAGCCGGAGGCGGCCAGUGGGUCUGCGCUGCCUGGGAGAAUGAGGCAGGAACCCACCUCUCUCUCCUCCUCGCCUUCCUCCAGCUCCCGCGCCCCGGGCCCGGGCCGGGCUGUGGCUCUACUGCGUGCCCUGCGCGCCCCCCACCUGCCUCCGGAUGCUCUUCUCGGUUAGCCUGGCGAGGAAGAUAAAGACAUUUGCGACCAAGAUGGUAAUCACGAGUGGAAAUGAUGAAGACCGGGGAGGCCAAGAGAAAGAGAGCAAAGAAGAGAGCGUGCUGGCCAUGCUGGGCAUCAUUGGGACCAUCCUGAACCUGAUCGUCAUCAUCUUUGUGUACAUAUACACCACUCUAUGAAAGGCCCCACGUAUCCUGGGCGGCAUCAGGAUGGCCACGAGACAAGGCUCCUGUGCGUCCAUAGAUUGGUAAGCACACACCUCGGGGGGCCAGUAGGUUUGCGUACCACGCACUGCUCCAUCAAUGCACCUUCAAACUUUCUCAUGGGUCAACAAAUGAACCCACCCUUCUGUGAGGAGCAGACACUCUGAAGCACAAUGAAUCCAAUGAAAUUUAUUCAGGCCACAAGGAACUCAGUGUCUCUGGCAAGGGACCUGGCCGGAUGCUGGAAUGACCAGCCUUUGGCCCUAGUGGUGAGGAAAUGCCUCGUCCUGGAGUGCUGACCACACCCCACCCUGGAAAAGAGGACGACUGUGGCACACGCAGCUCAGCUGCCCACCUCCCAGGACGAGCGGGAUAAGCUCUAGGUGGGGCUCACUGGCAGGCAUCCCAUUUAUCAAAUGUUUCCAGCUAUUUGAUACGGGAGAUUACUUAUUUUUCCUUUUUCAUUGGCUUGAUGUGUGUACCUGUUCAUAUCAAGGUUUAUAAAUAUAUAUUUUUAAUAAAUGUGCUCUAUUUUUUAGCAUGAACCAAAUAUUUGGAGAAGCGCUUCUGGAUCCAUAGCUCUUCUUGGUUUUAAUCGCUUUGCUCUAUCAACUGCAGGACAUCUUUUUCCAUAGCCGUCCCAUGGUCUCAGCUCAUCUCAACUCUUUUCCCUUCAUGCUCUUCCCCUUCCCCACUUCUGUCCCUCCUCUCUUUUUCCUUCCACCCCUUCCUUCCCAGUCUCUAGUUCUCCUCUCCUCCCUCUUUCAUUCUCUCCUUUCCUUUGCUCUCAUUCUUCUCCCCCUCCCCCUCUACUCUCUUUUCUCCUCACCUUUCUCCUCUCCUCUCCCUUUCUCCUCUCCUCAGGGCUGGACUAGAGGACAUUUUUUUCCGUAAUGCCAGCCGCGCUCUUGGCUGGUGCAUGAUUCAAGAUUGUCGAGUGGCUUUUUGUUGUUCCGUCAGAGAUGUGAAUGGAUUGUGGGCAUGCAGACCUUAGAUGCGCCCUGCCCUUGCUGACAAUUAUGCAUGAACAAGGGCCAAGGGCAGAUCAGCUUUCAACCUGUUUUCAAAGGACUACUACUGAGGAAGAUGAGUGUGUCCCUGCCUGCAGGUCACCCGUGAGAUGGAGCACCAGCUCACUGGCAGCGUUGCUCAUUCACUCCUGUAACCACGUUUAUCAGAUUUUUCUUUCUUUCUUUCUUUCUUUCUUUCUUUCUUUCUUUCUUUCUUUCUUUCUUUCUUUAUUUAUUUAUUUAUUUAUUUAUUUAUUUAUUUUGUGUGUGACCGUGAGCAAUGGGAACGGGGCAAGCUCAAUGUGCAGAGUGCCAUCCUUUCCUUGGUGAGACGCCUAGGGGUGGGGGGUCUCUUCGGAAGCCAGUGGGAUGUGAACGGUGUGAAACCCCCCCCCACUGCAAGAGUGUGCACACAGUCAGUUCCUGCUGUAAAGACACUGCUGUGACAAGUGACCCUUCAAGGGCAUUGGAAGGGGGCUUAAUGAUCUCUGUAAAGGACCCCUGCACAUUUUAAAGCUGGUUUCCACCCACUCAGAGCUGUUUCCUCUCUGACGGGAUGCUUGGAUAGCUACAAACUUCCCCUGCUCCCUGGCUCCCUAACAUAGCUCCAGCCUGGCUGCAGCGGACGGCUCAUUCUGAUAUGAGCAGAAAUGGCAGCAGCCUGCCCCAUUGGAUUCAGAUGACACUGAGGGGGGAGAUCUGCCUGCCCCCUUCCUUAAAUGUCAUCAUGAAGGAGUCAUUUCUUGGGCUCCACUAAGGGACCAGUCUUUUUUUUUUUUUUAAUAAAUCAAAUACCCAUGAGCACCUGGCUUUGGCCAGAGAUGUCUCCUCUUCCCCACCAAAGAAAUGACACUUCGCAUACAAGUCGUGGGGCCCUCUUAGCAGCCAAUGAGAGGGAGAGUCUCCCACCUGUGCCAUAAAAGAAGGAAGGACAGUUCAGACCAGGAAUCUUCCUGGAGAUGACCUGGCACCCAGUGAAGUCAUGUUCUAGCCCCAGCCUGUCCGGUUCCUUAUCCCAGGGAGGGCCUGGAUGCUGCUUGGGAAGGAGGAAGGUGACCAUGGCAGGAGAGCCUGUCCUUUUGCUGAGAGCCGCCUCUGCACACCUCGCUCCCCCUCCCCCACACCAGGAAACAACCUAAGAACUCCCUGGACGCUGGCAGAAUAUGGCACAAAUAAAGAUGGGAGAGAGGGCGGUUAGAAAUAUGAGAGACAUCUGCGGGCGGGCGCUACCUACCAGGCUGUGUGAUUCUGGAAAAACUGUAAUUCUGGACAGUGAACUGAGCGAACAAUAAAGGUGCAAUGGGGAGAAAAAAAAAACUAUAGGUGUCAUCAACUUCCUUGUGAGCCUGCGUGUAUUUACUUUAUUGAAUAAAACUUGACCA
Molecule: messenger RNA, 2956 nt
Organism: Psammomys obesus (fat sand rat)
Lineage: Eukaryota; Metazoa; Chordata; Mammalia; Rodentia; Muridae
Gene: Tunar
Product: TCL1 upstream neural differentiation-associated RNA
Exons: 2
Coding region: 343-540 (65 amino acids)
Source: RefSeq, a predicted model, not a curated record